Messenger RNA from Sardina pilchardus (European sardine), 2138 nucleotides. It is a transcript of the gene rbbp5, whose product is annotated as retinoblastoma binding protein 5. The record is from RefSeq and is a predicted model, not a curated record. Gene Ontology annotation, molecular function: protein binding. The transcript has 14 exons. The coding region runs from base 139 to 1806 and encodes 555 amino acids. Gene Ontology annotation, cellular component: Set1C/COMPASS complex. NCBI's taxonomy places the organism in Eukaryota, Metazoa, Chordata, Actinopteri, Clupeiformes, Clupeidae.
CAGCGGUCGCGCUCUAUGGUCGUGCUAGUAGCUGGCUAGUUUCUCUGUAUGAUUGAAUUUUUCGGAUUGUACUACUGGGAUUUUGAAUUGCGUUUCUAAGAAUAUUUUUUCUUUUUUGUGAUUGGAUAAUAUUCCACGAUGAAUCUGGAGUUGCUUGAGUCCUUCGGGCAGAACUAUCCCGAGGAGGCAGAUGGCACCCUUGAUUGCAUCAGUAUGGCGCUUACAUGCACCUUCAAUCGCUGGGGCACACUGUUGGCCGUCGGCUGCAAUGAUGGCCGUAUUGUCAUUUGGGACUUUCUUACACGGGGCAUUGCCAAAAUCAUAAGCGCACACAUACAUCCAGUCUGUUCACUAAGUUGGAGUCGAGAUGGUCACAAGCUAGUCAGCGCCUCUACAGAUAACAUUGUCUCCCUGUGGGAUGUCCUUACGGGGGACUGUGACCAGAGGUUUCGCUUCCCCUCGCCUAUUCUCAAGCUCCAGUUCCACCCCAGAGACCAAGACAAAGUCCUUGUGUGUCCCAUGAAGUCGGCCCCUGUGUUACUCACAUUGUCAGACUCAAAACAUGUGGUUCUUCCUGUGGACGACGAUUCCGACCUUAAUGUAGUGGCCGCAUUCGAUCGAAGGGGGGAGUACAUCUACACAGGCAAUGCCAAAGGAAAGAUUCUUGUUCUGAACACAGACACCCAGGAUCUUGUAGCAUCAUUCCGGGUAACCACGGGCACCAGCAACACGACAGCCAUUAAAUCUAUAGAGUUUGCACGCAAAGGCAGCUGUUUCCUCAUAAACACGGCAGACCGCAUCAUCAGAGUGUAUGAUGGGCGGGAGAUUCUCACUUGUGGGAGGGACGGCGAACCAGAGCCCAUGCAGAAGCUACAGGACCUGGUGAACAGGACGCCGUGGAAACGGUGCUGUUUCUCUGGCGACGGAGAAUACAUAGUGGCCGGCUCUGCCCGGCAGCACGCCCUCUACAUCUGGGAGAAGAGUAUUGGCAACCUGGUGAAGAUCCUGCACGGGACACGAGGAGAGCUGCUCUUAGACGUAGCGUGGCAUCCGGUCCGGCCGAUAAUCGCCUCCAUCUCCAGUGGGGUCGUGUCCAUCUGGGCCCAGAACCAAGUGGAAAACUGGAGUGCCUUUGCCCCAGACUUUAAAGAGCUGGAUGAGAACGUAGAAUAUGAGGAGAGGGAGUCUGAAUUCGACAUUGAGGAUGAGGACAAAAGUGAACCGGAACAAACAGGUGCGGAUGCUGCGGAGGAUGAGGAGGUGGACGUGACCACAGUGGACCCCAUCGUGGCGUUCUGCAGCAGCGAUGAGGAGUUGGAGGACUACAAGGCCCUGCUGUACCUGCCUAUCGCUCCAGAGGUGGAGGACCCUGAGGAGAAUCCGUUCGGCCCUCCACCCGACGCCGCAGGCCAGACCGCCUCCGCCGAAGAUGGCACUGUACACACAGGCUCAGGAGAUAAGAAGCGCCAGCCGUCAUUGGAUGGCGCUCCGCCCAAGAAGAAGGCCCGCACCACCACCAUUGAGUUGCAGGGCGUCCCCAGUGACGAGGUGCACCCGCUGCUGGGCGUGAAGGGCGAUGGCAAGUCUAAGAAGAAGACCGCGGGCCGGCCGAAAGGCUCCAAAGGUAAAGAGAAAGAUUCCGCCUUUAGGCCCAAAGUCUACAAGGGGGACAGGGGGUACCCCCUGGACGGAGCGGGCAUGGGCGUGGGCAUGAAGGGCAGAGCACAGGCAGAGUCUGGCCUGGCAGCGUCAGGUAAUCUUGUUACACCGUCCUACAAACAGCAUGACGUCCAGGGCUUGGACUAAUGAGGAAGAAACAGCGCCCCCUUGUGGUUUGGGGGCCUUUUUGGCCUCGGAAGUGAGGGAGCCAUUUUGUGACUCAUUCACUGCUUCUGCUGGUCUUCACCACACAGUGGCAGCAGAGGGACACAAAAGCCUCACAGCAACAAUCUCCACGGCAACGCUGCUACCAGCAGAGUGAGGUGGUGAUGAUGAAGAGACAUUUCUGUCAUUUGGUUUCCAUUUUGUGCUUUUCCUCCAUUGGAUUCCAUUUUGUAUCCUCUCUAUUUGUUAAUGUUCCUUUUGUUUUGUAUAUAUCAGUGGACAAGUAGACUAGUGAAUAAAAGCUACCCUAUUUC